CCUCAGUGCUACAUAAUGGAUUAACUUCAUGAACGGUUUCUUAACUUUCUUUGCCCUUGGCCACAGCAAGAAUUAAGAUAUAUUUCAUUUUCAUUUCUGCUUUUUGAAGAAUACAAUGGCGUCUGUGAAAGUAGCUGUAAGAGUAAGGCCGUUUAAUCAAAGGUAGAGUGUUUUUUUCUCGUUGACAUUUUUGUCGAAGUAAUGGUAGCGUUAUGUAUUUUGUAUCUUACGUUACGGUCUUUGAACACACAGGGAAAUAGACAUGGGUGCCCAAGGGAUUAUCGAGAUGGAAGGAAAGAAAACACGCAUUGUCAACAUCAAGGUAAUACAGCGAUUUAGAUUGCUACAUGAGUGUAUGUGGUUCAUUGUCUUUCCACGACCAUGUUGUAACUUUUGUCAUGUAGGGCGAGCGUAAACACCUUCUUCUAUAAGCUUACUUAAUUGCCUGCUAAUUUUCCUCAGCUUUUAGCUAUCUUGAGUCAUAUUUUGAUUUGCAGGCAAGUACGGUAACUGGCGAGGGAGAGAGACGCAGCCGUGUAAAGGAUUUCACUUUUGAUCAUUCGUACUGGUCGUUAGAAAAGAAGAACCCUCAUUAUGCAUCACAAGAGCGGGUAAGGUACAUUCGAUCGAACUCAUGAUCGCAUGACUGGUCGUUUAUAAAACGAUAUACGCUAACGUUCUCGAAAAUUUUUCUAAGAUUUAUCAACUAAUCGCAGUGCCAACUUCCUAGUCAUCAGUAAAUAAAAACAAAGCUAAGAAGCAAGUAAACUGUGUCACAUCUGGAUGGACCAGUUAACGAUCUUUUUGAAAUUAUUUGACUUUCGUGAGAACCAUGUGUGUGGUAAAAUUUGUGGCCUCUUGCCAAACUUAAUCGUCUCAAGCUCAAAAAUAUUCUGCUGCAUUUAUGGAAUAAAAUUUGAGGAUCUGAUGCUGCCCUUUUAUUUUCGGUUUGAAAUAAGUUUUGAUGGGGCUAGGUCAUUUGCAAUGCAAAACAAAUUUAUUGGUGAUCACGAGCCGUAACGACUGAGUAACCUUUGUCCAAUAAUUUUCAAUGGCAAUGAAAACAAUAUGAAAACUCUGGAAUAAUAGCAUCACAAUGAAGGGUUUUGCCUCUUUUUGUUUCCUUUGAUUACAUUGAACAUAACGUAUUAAAAACAAAAUUUAAUAUCUACAUCUGGAGUACAUCAUAGAAUGAAGUAAAUAAUGUAUAACACAUUGUCACUUGAUUAAAAUUUAAGCAGCUGUUUAUAGCUUGUGAAGCUUCAUUCAAUUUCGGUCUAAUCAUAUAAACCGCCAUUAAGUUAUUAGUUUUUAUUUUAAGAAUAAUAUUUCUAUUUAGUAAAUUUUUGUCAAUUUUUGCAAUAAUGAUGAUAAAUUUGUAAGUUUAAGACAAGGGUUUAAAAUCUAACUCAAACAAAGGUUGAUCUCUUGAAUAAAACAUCUUUUAUUGAUUUGUGAAUGUUAUAAAUAAUAAAUUGAGUUUAUGCCUUAACAUGCAUGUAUAAAUAGGCACAAACUUAUGCAGACAGUUUGAAUGUAAGCCAGGGAUAUUUCCUUAGCAUUUUCUGGAACAAUGCUGUAUAUUAAUAUCGCUGACUGUUCUUCUACAUUUGUAUUGUCAGUUCUGUCAGUUAUAUUGUACUGAUGGUGUUGACUGCAAAGAGUUUUAAAGAGAGUGCAAGUUGGUCUUUUUAGGGGAGGUGACAGUAGAGUACGUAGGAUAUUGAGAGGGGAGGGAGGUAGUUUGAAUGUUAGCCCCGGAGGAGGGGGGGUACCCCCAUAUAUUACCUAUACGGGUAUGUGCCACCCAAUGGGGUCGUGAUUUUGAAGCUCCUGAUUUAGCACGGGGUAUCCAUUUCAGAGGCGUUUUCUAGAACAGGGUAUAAAAAAUUGUGGAUCGCGGCUUUAUCUUCUGCUUAAAAUUGUUGCUGAUUAUGAAGAAGCAUUUAUUUGAUGUAUAAGUCGAACAAAUAAAGAAAUAUCUUUUUAAAAAAACAGGUCUAUUCCAAUUUACAAACUUUCUAGAACGGAGUUUAAAAAAUUGGCUCAUUUCUAGAAUGGGGUAUCAGUUUUAAGACGAAUUCUAGAACGUGGUAUCAAUUUUAGGGGAAAUUAUUUUUAGAACAGGGUGCCAAUUUGGAGUCCCGGGCGGCACAUACCCACCCCAAAAAUACCCAAGUGCCCCUUCCUCCCUGGAUGUUAGCCUGGGAUGUUUCCUUAGCAUCUAAUUAUUACAUAUAUUAUAUAAAAUUGAACUGUCAAUAAAACCUUGAUUGGGGCAUUUUGAUUCUCACUCUUUGUUCAUGCUGAGAACUGUUCCAUGCAGAGUGAGCAGUCCUUUGCGGCACUGAUCAGCUGCCAAGGGUGCAAGAUGCCUUUGCCAGUAAUACAGUGUAGAUCAAUAAUUAUUAUUCUUCAACACACAGUGAACGAAAACAGCUAGCCAAUGAAAUUAGCCUAAAAUUUUGUGAAAUCUGUUUUCUUUGAAUUAGCGGCCAUUACCCAUCCCUAAUACCAGUACCUUUUUACAUGGUAUGUAUUAAUGUAAUCUUUUCAUUAUUAUUAUUUUUCUAAGGUUUUUAAAGAUCUUGGUACUGAUGUCCUUAAGGCUGCAUUUGAGGGUUACAAUGCCUGCAUCUUUGCUUAUGGUCAAACCGGUUCAGGGAAAACCUACAGUAUGAUGGGUUCUACUGAUAACCAAGGUCUCAUUCCACGCAUCUGUGAAGGAUUGUUUUCCGGAAUGCGCAACAGUGCUGAUAAUGGCCCCUCAUACAGAACUGAAGUCAGCUUUCUAGAGAUAUAUAAUGAGCGUGUUAGGGAUCUUCUGAGACCGCCUGUAAAAGGACGCCCAGUUCACUCACUGCGAGUCCGAGAGCAUCCCAAGGAAGGUCCCUAUGUACAAGGUGAGACAAAUGGUAGCCAACCAGCUACUGUUUGGCUUGUGAAAAACCUAAACACAGAAUAGGAUUAAUAAAUUAAUUGAAACAACAUUCAAAUGGGUCUCAUAUUUUUCGCUUUAGUUGUAUUCUUCGCGGAAUAUUUGUGUAAGUUCAGUCUCUUGUGGCUGUUUGUGAGCAGAGUUCAGUAUAAUUGGUAUUGUGUAUACUGGUACAUGUUUUGGUUCAUGCUUUAAAUUUUAUUUUUACAUGUAUCAAUAUCUGUGUGAUAAUGAGUUUGAAACAAAUUACACCAACACAGGACAAAAUGACUUGUUUUCAUAUUUUAUAAACGUGACGGAAACAUAGAGUUCUGUUGCUUAUAUCCUUCAUGUUUUUGGCCUGUGGAAACAUGGUUAUCUAGUUUUCCAUGUAUGCCGUUGCGACACAUCUCUGCCAUGUUUCCGCACCGGAAACAAAUGAUCAUGUUUCCGUUAUAUUUCUGUAACUACAUGUACAUAAAUUUCCAUUCUUUCUUCCGUCUUCUCUUAAACAUCUUUGCAAAUAAUCAAGGUGUAUAUAUAUAAUGAUAAUGAUAAAUUUACUCCUGAGAUUGGUCUAUUCAACGGUUGUGUACAAGUUUGCAUGUACUUAAUCAGCCAUCAAAAUCUUAUCUCUUUCUUUUGUUUUUACACUGUUUGCUGUGGAUGUUUGGUGAUUAAUUGCAACAUUUUUUUCUUUUGAAGAUCUUACCCGACAUCUUGUUUGUGACUAUGCAGCAAUAGAACAUCUGAUGCAACAAGGAAACACACACAGGUAUUUUAUUGGGAAAUACCGUCUAAGCUAUCAAAUAGCUGAUCAGUCUGCAUUUUGCACCUCUAUAGAAAAGGAAUCCACAAAUGCUCCUUUAUAUACGUCCUGGGUGCUAAAAGAUUUUAGAAAAUAUAGAAUCUGUAGAAGUCAGGAAUGGGGGCAUUUCAUGAAAGUUUCCUUUCCAGGUCACAUUCUGAAGGUGACAAGUACAGUUUUACAUGUUUCUGUUUUACUCAUUAAGUUAAACUACAUGUUAGCUCCACAAAGUUGCAUCGGGCUCUAUUAUAAACACCAUGAUUAUAGUUUGCCAUACACACUCACAAAAUGUCACUUUAAUUUUAAAUUAUUAGUGUUCUUCAAAAUAUUUACAAUAUUUUUAUUCUUGUGUAUUGUGAGUGUAGAAUGGACUAAAUUUUUACAUGUCUCUAAAUAAUUAAUUUAUUAUAAACUUACUGUAGAUUUUAUUAUUUAAUUAAUUAUUUUAAUUUAUUUUUAAUAAAUUACUGUUACUAUAAAUGUUACUGUUAUUGAUUACAGGGUAACAGCCAGCACUGGUAUGAAUGACACCAGCAGUAGAUCACAUGCAAUAUUCACCAUCAACUUUACUCAGGUUUGUACAGUUAUAACAUCUUACUUUUAUUACAAUGAUUAUUGGUAAUAAUGACAUCGAAGAAAAGCCAAGCAGAGCCAGGCCAGUCCAGGAAGGUUAUUUCACUCAGCUCUACUUUUCACAUGAUAAAGAUUGAAUUUGGGAAGACAAUAGUAAAGAUGAUUAUUAAAUUAAGUUGAGAAUAAAAAUUGCAGGAUCUGAAGGGAGCAAGUUGGGGUCAUUCAAAAAGCAAAAGCUAUUCUAGUGGAUGACAACAAAAUAAUGCUAGAAAUUAUUGUAAUUAUUACACACAGAAUUAAAAAUUGCUUUUUUUCAAAAGUAUUUAAAAAUGAAAUAAAAUAAAAUUUAAUUUAAAAGAAUAUUUAAUCAAGGUAAUGUUCCUAGAGUUCUUUAAAUAAAUAGAGAGAGUUUUUGAAGUCAGUUUGUUAAAUCCGUUGGCAGGGAAUUCCAGAGGCAUGGACCAGUGAAUUCAGCUGUGGAAGCAUAUUAUUAAAUUUGUUACCUGUCGAUGCUUAAAACUGUACACAGUAGUUUAUGUUUAUCCCUUUUUUUUUGUACAGGCAAAAUUUGAUCAUGAUAUGCCUUGUGAAACAGUCAGCAAAAUAAACUUAGUGGAUUUGGCUGGAAGGUAUAUGGUAACUUUUUAACUGUUGCAUUAUAGAUUAAAGAAGCUUUAAGUGUAAAGUAUCUAGCCACAGACAGAUUGACUGAUUGAUUUUUUUAUUCAUUUUGCAGUGAAAGAGCUGAUGCCACCGGUGCCACGGGUGAAAGACUGAAGGAAGGUGCUAACAUUAACAAGUCUCUUGUCACCUUGGGAACUGUUAUUUCUGCACUAGGUAAGUGAAUUGACUGAAGGAAGGUCUUUGUACUGAGUAGUUAAGUGCUGACAAAGCUCAAAGUUAGGGCCCAUUGCACAUUUUUAUUACAUUCAUGGAGGGGUUACCUUUUGCCCAGUUACAUGUAUACAAAAUGUACUCUUACUAGUGACUAGUAUGAUAAUAUAUGCAUUAUUGACCAAGCAUGAAGUCAAGAUGGCUUGAUAUUGGCCAAGGUCUUUUUUGUGAGUUUUUGUUGGCCAAGAAAAAGUUCAGGUCAACAAAAAUGCAGAAAAAGAACUACACAGGGAAAAUAUUCUACCACCUUGCAUGAACAAGCUUAGUCAAUAAAGUAUUUAUUAAAAUUAUGUUCAAAAAUCUUUUUCGUGUGGUACAAAAAGUACAAUACCAAGAGGGCAAGAAAGGCCCAUCCUGUCCACUCAUCUAGCCAAUCUGAACACAGGAAUUGCUUUAUCUUUCUUGUUUGUCGAGUCAAACAGAAAAGACAGUUUUUUCCACUCUGAGUCUGUGCGUAAGUGUUGGAUGUUACAUUGGUCACACAAAGAUGGCAGAUUCCAACCUUAAAGACAGUGUAACUUAUUCCCCUCCAUCAGUUGUUAUUCAUCACAUGUAAACUCAACAAAAAGUUGCAAAUUGCUUUGAUUGUUAUACAAUUUAAGGAUCCACAAAUAAAAUUAUGUAAAAUGUAGCUGUUUAUGGGAGGACAAAGUAUCAUCAAUCAUGCAGCUCUUAAUCCUUGGUUGAAAUUUCAUUCCUCUGUAUAUUCUCUUCAGCUGAUGCCGCAACAGGCCACCACAGCUCUGCACAUCACCACAAGUUUAUCCCUUACAGAGACUCUGUGCUGACGUGGCUUCUAAAAGACAGUCUUGGAGGAAACUCAAAGACAAUCAUGAUUGCCAGUAAGCUGUCAUAAACACCUUGAAAAUCCUUCAAAGUCCUUGAGUUGACAAUAAUUGAAAUUCCAAGGCAUGAAUUGCAGUGUUAGGGUUUGUGGUGUGGAGGAGGUGAAGAUUGGCACAGGGAGGAGGGGUGGAACUCUAAGCUGUGUUCCAUUACAAACUAUACUCUAUUACUCAUUUCUAGAUCUAUUCUUGGUUUAGAUCUUAUUCUCACAAAGGCAUCUUAAUCUUUGGCCUCUCACAAAUUGUACUUCCUCCUAUCAGAAGAAUUUUCUGAUAGAAACACUCCCACCCCAUCCUCCCCAUAGAUUAAAGGCAUAUGAGUAAAAGAGCUUUCUGAUUAGUGCAUGGUUACCAUAUUAUAUAAUUUUACCUUUAAGCAUUAAGUCUUAUAGCAUCCUUGGAAUUUACCAUGUAUCCCUUUCAAUGAUAUUAAUUUAAUUUCUCUUUGUAUUGAUAAUUAAAAAUAGGAUGAGUUUUAAUAUUUUUUCUUGAUAAAACACAGAACUGACAUGUAGAGAAUGGAUUCUUCUCUUAGUUAUGAUUUCCAAAACAAACAGAGAGUAUUGGUUUUAAAGGGAUUUUACCCUAAGCAAAAAACUUUGAGACAUGUUUGGCAAAUUUUAAAAUAUUCCUUAUGCAAUAAACUUGCAAACAAAUUCAUUAGUGAUAUACUUCAUAUUCAUCUUCGUGAAAUAAUUUUAACUCUUAGACCAAUAUCUAAAAUAUACAUGUAGGUACUGUACUGAGCUUACACUAUUAAUAAAAUUGUUGCCUUCAUUAUCCUCCCAGCCAUCUCUCCAGCAGAUGUAAACUACGCAGAAACCCUCAGCACUCUACGUUAUGCCAACAGAGCAAAGAACAUAAUCAACAAACCAACUGUCAAUGAGGUGAUGCAUUAAUGUCAAUAGUAUACACUGUGUCUUAGACCAUAAUAUUGUUUAUUACUCUAGAUGAUGUUAUUAAUGAAGGUUUGUUAUUGAAAUUUCUACUAACAGCCUGCACUCUUAUUGGCUACUUUAAUUUUACAUGGCAUCUAACAAUGAAACUGUUUCCUGCCAAAAUCUCAGAACGGGCGACAUUGCAAAAAUCUAUGACAUCAGUGGGUAACAAUGCACUGUUUCACCUUGGGAAACAUUGAGAUUCUUGGGAAACUAAGUCAAUGAAUGAAUGCAAUUUUAAAACAAAUUAACUAAUGAAUAAACUAAUUUUAUCUUCAGAGACAUUCCGCAAAAGAAUACCACACUGGCGCUUAUAAUUUGUUAAUUGUUUUCAUUCAAAGCAGAAUGUUACUGUGAUGACUCUCUAAAAAUAUAAACAAAAAGAAACAUAGAUCACUACUUUUUGAAAGGCAUUAUGCUACGUUUCGGUUUAACAGAGGACAUGCUAUGCUAAUGUAAAAGAAAACUUCAUUACUGAAGUCAAUGUUGUUUCAUGACUUUGAGAUCGCCCUAUUAAAAACACAAAGUACAAUGUAUGAUUUACUCAAGAUAGAUUUUUAUUCUUCCUUUAAUAUAUGUAAAAUGAAAUUAUGACAAAAAAAAAUUCUCCGAACAUAAUGUCCAAACACCGGUAGGAUUUUGUCGGACAUUGGCAAAUUUUGGUUUGCCAAUGUCUGAUGUUAUUUGUACCCCUGGUAUUGUAUAUAUUUUUGAAUGAGAGAAGUGUAUUUUGCAAUGGUACAUUAUAUUUAUUAUUUCCCUCCUUUCUGAGUUGUGCUUUUUCCUUUUUAUUGCAGGACCCCAAUGUUAAGUUGAUCAGAGACCUGAGAGCUCAAAUAGAAACGUUAAAGAACAUGAUAAGUCCAGUAAGAACCACAAAUUAUAUGUUAUGUCCUAGGUAGAUUACUACACUGCAAGCUGAUAAGUUCGGACAGGCAAUGUAAUCGCUAAAUACAUUGUCUUUCAUAUCUGAAAGAUGGCAGUAGACUAGCAUCAUAGCCAGGGGGAAUAAGUGAAUAGAAAGAGAAACCCAGUGCACUUAAUUGUUUGUCGUAACUGGCCAGUCAGACCAGUCCAGUCAUAAAAAUAACUCCACUAUGUAAGUCAGGUUCCAUAAAGUAGUUUCUGGUAAUGGGUUUUGAGCAAAAACUUUUGAAAAAACCUAUUUUGUUUUCAUAAAUGAUCAGUCUGGCUGGCCCAUUUUGACUGGUUUUAGCCUUAUCCAUGUGGGUGUUCCUAGUCUCCUUCAGAGCUGCCAAGGCAGAAGUCACACAAUAGGGCCAUUUAUACGAGGAAAAAAAAAGACGCGGUGAACAGUACCAUUUAUACGAGCAUGUCUUAUCUAAUAAGACGUGUCUUAGCUAAGCCGCGUCUUAUUUUAGACUAAAUGUGCCGUUUAUACGGAAAGUUCAGGUCUUAUUUAAGACGCGUCUUAUUUUUCCUCGUAUAAAUGGCCCUAAUGUUCCAGCCCUGUGACUCCGACCCAAUCAGCUGCAAAGGAAGACUAGGGUCUUCUUGGCUCAAAGUGAAUGAGUAGUUUUGGCUUAUUAACUUAGUUUACAACCCAUGAAGAAAUUACUAGGUGUCUUUGGCUAUUUCGAGAGGUUGGCCUCCCAUGCCAUUCUUUCAAAUUUCUUUGACAAACAGUGCACUCAAAACCACCCACAAUACUUUUUGGGAUUGUCACACGCAAUUUUUCUGACAACCUUUCACGAAAUAGCUCUAUAUACAAGUGUACCAAAUUAAUGUAGCUAAUACUAGCAAAAUUCAUUACAAACCCUUCUAUAUAUGUAUUAAGAAGCAAGAUUGUAGAAAUUUUAACCACGCAAUUUGUCUCUAUAUAAUAUCACCAAAAAGAUGUACAUGUAGUUCAAAACAGUAAUAAGUACAUUACAUGAAACAAGUUGUUGUCAAUCAUUUACAUGUAGUGACUCUUCACUUCAUUGUUUUUCCCGUCAGGAAAUGUUAGGUGAAGCUGAAAUGGCAGCUGCUAAGAAGCUCUCUGAAAAUGAAGCUCGUGUGACAGAGCUAACUGAUCGCUGGAAGGAUAGAUGGAAAGAGACACAGAAAAUUUUAGAGGUUUGGACAAUCACAGGUUGUAUUAUCUUAAUAAUAGUAAUUGAUAAUAAAAGCAGUUAUUCAUAAACAUUUGAACAUAUACCAACAUAUAUAGCUGGUGGGGUUCAUUGUCAAUAUUUAAACUAAAAGUUUAUGUAACAAUUAAAAAACUAAGAAAAGGCCUGGUUUUAUGAGCGAACCUAAUACAUUGAAUUAAGUGAAAAAAAUUUCUGUUUAAGCCGUUCUUUUCGCCUAGCCCGGCGGAAUUUAAGAACUGGAUUGAUUUUGGAACGCCUUUGAUUCAGACCCUGAACUUUUCUUUGAAAUGCAAAACCUACUAAGAACUACACUGAAAAUAAAACUGUUGAUUGGAAAUGAAAGCAAACUAGCGAUCCAAAUGCAAGUUCAUUUAAAAUUACAAAAUUCGGCAGACAGUUUCUUAUUAUAGUAUUGAAUUUUUGUAGGAAAGGGAGAUGAAAUUGCAACAGGAAGGAGCAGGAAUCAAGAUGGAUUCUGUACUUCCCCACUUGGUGUUGGUCAGUGAUGACCUGCUAAGCACUGGGAUUGUGGUUUAUCAUCUCAAGGUAACAGUAUAUACAGUUGUAUGUCAAAGAUCAAAUUUUUCUUUCGUAUCAUUGAAAGAAAAAACAGUUCAAUCUUUGAUAUCCUUUUCCUCAGGCUCAUUAUCAUAAUCUGAGAUGAAGGAAAACAAAAAUUAAACUGGUUUAAAAAUGUGAGCCACAGUUUUACACAGGUUUUCAAAUACUUGUACUCUGUAUACAUUCAGAACUGUCACUAACGACUGGAUGCUGGGGAUUCCCUCAGAUGCUAUAUGUGCAUAAUCCCUGGUUACUUUUGUAAGAAACUAUCAAGGAAAAUAUAUUAGGACAAAUAGAACUUCCUAGCUGUUCAAUUCUCUGCCUGUUUGUAGUUUGCAUAUGAUGUGGUUCAAUUUUAUCCUUGGUUUAAAUUUUAUUUUCUUUUGUUUUUAGGUAUGUUGAUGUAUGAUAAUGAGUUUGAAACAAAAGAAAAUAAAAUUUAAACCGAGGAUAAAAUUGAACCACAACUCAUAUACCUGGCAAAUUGAAAUCUUAGUAAUGGCCCUUAUGUUCAUUUAAACACAGUUAAUUACCAUCACUUGUACUUGUGCAAGCAAGUUUUUCCAUUAUUGCAACAGUGUAAUAGAUCCAUUUCAGAUUUCAGAUUUCAGAUUUAAUUACUAGAUUUAAUUUGUUCUUAACUUUUCACAUAUCAUUUAACAGUCUACAUGAAAAAACAAAAGAACAAUAAAAUUUGUGAACUCUGCAUGACUGGCUUUUGAAUUAAUCUCUGCUAUGUAAAACAAUUGGCAUAGAUAUUUGCAAAUAUUUAUCCAAGGGAAAUUAAAAGGUGCAAAAGAAAUUUUUAUUCGUGUAUUUUUGUUGCAAGAAUUUAGAGCCAUGUCUGUAGUAAAUUGUUAAAAAUAACAAUACGCUUAAAAUUUUCACACUGCUUAAAAUAGUUUACCGUUUUUGUUUCACUGUCAUUAGUUUCUAUUUCCUGAAUAUUUCCUUGUCAUUAUCAUAGUGCAACCUUAAAUCUAUUUGUAUUGGAUUAUGAAUGUUCAUUGAAAAACACAGACAUAAUUUUUAUGAGUUCUCGUGGUUGUCAGUUAGUAAAUCUGGUCUUACACUUCCUAACUACACACCGUACCUUGAUGUUGAUGUAAAUUAUAAUAUGUCAAAAACAUACCUUCUGUAAGCUUCUUUGUCCUUAAUUUUCAUAUGAUCCCAUUACAAAAUUAAUUUUGUUUGGACUCACUAUAUGAACAAUUAUUAUUGGCUUGAAAAGUAAAAGGCCUUUUUAUAUCACUUGAAAACAGAAGAGUUUGUUUUUUGUGUGUACAAGCAAAGCUUUUUUGUUCCUAAACAAAGGGAAGAAUGUUGUGAUUGUUUUGUACAUUUAAUUAUGCAUACCUUUAUCCUCAUGUGCACAUUUUGUUAGUAAAUCCUUUUAAACAAAGCAAAGGCUUGCAAACCACUCUUGUAAUUAAAUAUGGUAUAUAUAAUCAGCUGAACCUUCAAGAAUUAUGAAUCAAAGUAAAUUUUGUGGUUGACUUUUUGAAAGGAAAGUCCAGCAUUAUGGAUGUUUUUGGGAAGUUGUUACAGUAAAUUUACAUGUCAAGCUUGAAUGGAUCUAAAUGAAUUUGAAGAAUUUAUCAGUCAUUACGUCAACUUCUUAGAGGUUGGCAUGAUAGUGAUUGUCUGUUAAUUUCAGCAUCACGCAGUGAGACAUUAUUCCGCAUAAAAAAACAAUCUGUGAUAUUAUUAGGAGUAAAGCUGACUAUUUUGCUUCUUUUGCAGGAGGGAAUCACUACUGUUGGGCUUGCUGAGAACCCGCAAAAACAGGACAUAGGUAAAUAAAUGUUGUUUUGACUUUAAUGGGUUUCUUAAUAUAUAUUGCGCCCAGUUGUUUGAACAAACAGUCACAUUUGAAAAUCAGAAAUUUUGCAUGCACAGCCAGCUAAGUACUCAUGAUUUAACAGCAUAUGGACUGUAAUUGUUGUUAUUUGUGAACAUUGUUUAGCAUGGAUUUGUUGCUUUGUGCAUUUGGUGACUUUGACACCACUUAUCGCACACGUUAUAUAUUGUUGAAUGUUGUUUCUUGUUUGAUUCCCUUGUUUUGUAAGAUCGGGAUGUAGCUAAAGGAAAGCUCUUACUCUGGUGACACAAAUAUUAAAAACAACAGAAAUUUCAUUACAAAUAAAGUGAUGUAGGAUCAAGAUUUUCAAGGAAAAUUGCAGCCGUGAAAGCAAAAUGAAACUACAUCAACAUGUACCUCAUCUUUGCUCUAUCCCUACAAGAUACUAGUGAGAUACUUGUGUUUGGUUUAGAAUUUCAUUGCCCACGGGUUUAAUCUGAUUUUUACUGUAAUGAAAUCCCCCUAUAAACCACACACUUGCACACAAAACAGUUAAUCACAUUUAAUGUUAUUUACAGACAAAGUUAAAAUUACUACAACCAUGAAUGCUCAAUGGAUAAUCAAUUUUAAUUGGCAUUAAGAUAUAUGUAUUGUACCUGUUUAUUUUUAACAGUUAUUACUGUAGCUGUUUGCAGCUAUUUUAAGAUUCUUUUGACUUCUCUAUUUUAAGGCAUUGGGAUACAAUAUACAAUUCUCAUUAAUUUGUUGUUUUUUUCUUACAAGGAACAAGCAUUUGUACAUCUGACUUAAAGAGAAUACAAGUCUUGUAACUUGUUGUAAUUUAAUAUACAGUUUUACUGACCAAAUAACUUGGUGAAAUAACAAUCAUAUUUUUGUAAGAUGUAACUUGAUUUGUUGCCACCCUGUAGUGAUCAGUGGACCAGAUACAGAGCAGGAGCACUGCAUAUUUGAACACAACAAAGGACAUGUUAUAUUAAACCCUCUGAAGUCUCAAUGUUCUGUGAAUGGAAACUCGAUUUUAAAACCAACCAGACUGUUUCAAGGUACACGUACUAUAACCCUUCAAUAAUAGUGAUCUUUAGAUUAAACUAUAUAUUAGUAUGAGAUCUAGUCUGUAUACCCUUCUGUAGUUUUGAGUAAGUUUAUUCCUUAGAACCCCCUAUCUCUCUUGUGUAGCCCUCUUGGGGGGGUUACGUAUGUCCCUGGUGCGAAUUUCAAAACCUGUCGCUUUAUGUAUUGAGGAGGGAGCCGUGUCGCUGUCGGUAUUUUACCAUUGUAUUUUCGGUUUUCUCUGUCGUUAUCGCAGUUUCAACCUAUAUUUAAGUUGUUUCUCGCCAUUUACACUGUCCUAUGUUGCUGUUUCAAGGCCAUGUUAGUUGUCGGAAUUUACCCCAACAGGGUCCCUCUUGUUGCCUACCAGCACAUAAAGAGACCUUAUAAGGGAAAGGUUGUUAUCAGGUACCAAAUGAAAUACAUGAGUGGGAGAUCUGCAUGUAUGAGUGUUUACAACAUUUGAUGAUCCGAAGAUGAGCCACUGUAAACACCCAUACACAUGUAGAUCAGAUGUGAAUAUUUUAACGUAAAAUGAAUCAAUCAGUGGGGAUCUGUAUGAAAAUCAUUUAAUACAAAUUAGAUUAGAAGGAGUUUGUAUCUGUUGCGGUUAAUUUUUUAUCUCAGGUAAUUUUUUAUUUUUAUUUUGUUUCAACUUCAUCAACAUAUGUUGUCAUACCCAAAAAACAAAAGAAAAACAAAAAUUACCUGAGAUAAAAAUUCAACUACAACAUAUACAAAGUUAAUUCUGCUGUUAAUCACUAUUAAUCCGUGCAGUUGAUUUUCAUUACUUUAAUGAAUAAUUAAUCAGUUUGACAAGAUGAUAUAUUGUCUAUCUAAAGCACAUGAAUCUCAAAUCUCAAAUCUUUAUUUUAACACGGUAAAAAUUCAUCAGGUUUUUUGUUACAUAUGAAGUAUAAACUACAUAACAAUAUUUAAUAAUAAUAAAUACAUAUCCAAAGAGUCCAAUGAACUGGAUUUAAUAAUAUGCACUGUUACUCAGUCUCAUAAUUGAGUCAAUUCUGAAGCAGCCAACGUUUCACUACCCAAAUUUGGACAGUGCUUCUGAUUGGUUGUGCCGCUAGAGAAAUUUGCUUCAACCAAUCAGAAACAUUACCCAGAUCGAGGUAGUGACACGUCAUCAGUAUGGAAUUUCUGUAGCCGUUCCUCAGACGUCAUUAAGGAGCUUAAGCAACUACGACGACGACAACUUCCAAAAAUACUAAAUUUAAUGAUCAACAGAAGCUCUGCACGUGCGUCACGCUUUUUAGUAUAUUUCUUUGACGCCCAGUGCAUGACUACGACGUGAAACCUCCAAAUUUGACGUUUUAUGAAGGACGUGGACAUACGACGACGAAUUUUCCUUCCUCUUUUUGAGCUUGAAUAAAAUCGUUAAGAAUUCAACUCCAGGAAAAGUCGCCUGUAUUUGACAUAUUGAGCGGGUCCAAAUAGACGCGAUUAAGUUUGAAAGAUUUUUUUUUUAGCGACGUUUUCACUACCGUCGUCGUCGUCGUUGCAUAAGGUCCGUAUUUCGCGGGGGAAACCAGUGGCGGCGUCCCUAAACGUCGGUUGUUUCCUCAGGGUACUGUAUAUGAGGUAUAUUCAAGGACGCGAUCCAGACGCAUACUUUCCAUGAGCCUAUUAAAUAUGUCAAUCAAGAAUGGCGAUAAUUUUUAAACUGGAAUAUCUCUGUUAUUCUUCUUGCUCGACUUGGCCAUUGACAUCAUUAUCAUCAUCGUUUUUGAUUAUUUUUAUCUGUAUUUUCAGGCGACGUAAUUGUCUUGGGAAAUUCAAAUGUUUUUCGCUUCAAUCACCCCAGAGAAGCAGCUGAGUUACGAGAGAAGAGAAAGGUACACAAGAACCUUAGUUAGUAAUUUAAACCGUGGACAAAUGCUACCCCUCGGGAGUAUCAAGAGCCUUUUUUCGGGCACCUCCUAAGAUGGGCUAUAGGCCUGUUUAGCUUAUGUUUUGUUUUCCCAAUGGAUGUCUUAUAAUAAUACUCUAGAGAACUGUUUCUUUCAGAUUUUGCCUUAUUCACGUGCAUAUGUACGGAUAAUUUAUGAGAAGAAAAGGGGCAAUUUCCCCUGAGACCUUCACUGAGAAAACAAAACUUGUAAGCUAAAGAGGUCUAUUGGUCAUUUUGAGAUGCAUGGGACUGGAUUGUUGACCUUGUGUUGAAUUGGACGAUGGGACUAGUUUGAUGGUCUCAGGGCUGUGGUAGCUUUGGUGAUUGACGGUUAUUGUUUUUCCAAUGUUGACGGUUAAAUUUUAGAGCUUUUGACGGUCGACGGUUAUAAAGUGGAAAUUUAGUCCAACAGUUUCAGAAAAUAUUUAUUUCUGUAUUAAUUAAUUAACUGUUGUGUUUUGGAGGUAUUCUUGGCCUUUUACGUAUGAAAUUUCGAACAUCUUUAAAUUUAAGCAAGUUGUAAGGUCUUGUACUGUCUAGAAAGAGUGUUUUGAGAACGUGGAGAAGUUUAGAGAUUCUUCAGGAGCCAGAAGCCCGUGAAGAUCAGCUGAAGUGAGAUUUGAAAUACCUUGAAACUUUGUGAAGGUUAAUAUUAAUUUGUAUUUGUGGCAGUAAAAAAUAACCUUUUUCGACGGCUGACGGUUACCUUUGAGGCCGUUUGACGACUGACGGUUAACCCCAUUGAGAACUUCUAUUUGGGGGGACGAAUUCUGAUCCAGUUUGCCGUGCAACAUCGUAGUGAAGCGACGUAAGAAACGACGUGGUCUUCAAAAUACUCCCAUCAUGCAGUUCGACGCAACACGGAUCCAAUCCCCUGCGCAACUUCGAAGUGAAAAAAAUUAGAGACCUUCAGGUUCUAACGAGAUCGACUACUAAGUUCUAACUAGUGCGCGCGAGCGUGAAUCAGCGUCAUUUUGGCGGGAAAACGUGAUAGUUGUCGUCAUUCUACCUCGAGUUUUGGCGAGAAUGUCGUAGUGGCAGAAACAAGUUAUCAAGUGUUACAAGUUUUAUUAUUCUGCGAUUGGGAGAGGGCGUAACCUCCUUCCAUCAAGGUAACAGUUCUAACUUUUCUGGUGAAUCAAUAGUAAAAUAAAGCUAUCCGGGUAGUCUAUUUUUUGAGAACACACGAAAAACCUUUCAGUCAAAUCUCGCACUCGAGUCGUUCUCGAAUCUAAAGGUCUCUACUAUUGCUGGUCGCGGAAAUUUUAAACAAUUUGUGACAUUUUCUUGGUUGGUUAAAAAAUAGCAGUGAAGUUGUUUAUUGUUGUCCAGUAAGGAAUAUCUAAAUAUUCCAUGAUAACCGAAUCUAUUGCCAGAUGCUAGCAAUUCUAUCCAUUUUUUCAGUGUUCCCGCACGCUUUGAGCAAAGCUACUAAUGGCGUUAUUUACCUUGUGUAACAUUUUAAGGGGGCUUGAUGCCUUGUAAUCUUUUUCAAGUGCAGUAGUCUUUCAUUUACUAAUUCUUUAUUAUCUUUGCUUUGCAUCAUACUUGCUGUCGUGUUUUGACUGUUCACACCCGGCCUUUCUUUCCAGGAAGAGCGCGGGGUAAGUUUUCGUUAAAUCCCGACGCAAUUAAUUGAGAGUGAUUCUAUUAACCCGUUAACCUUACAGUUACUCCCCAAGGAAGUCCAGCAUUAAAGUGCAAUGAAACUUUCAAUUUUUCUUUUCUGUUUAGUAUGCACACUUGCGACGUGGCAAAUUAAACGUUCGCUUCCAGCAGUAUGCAACAUUUGUCUUGAUUCUCUCGAGGUCUUCAGUCGUUUCGCUAGAUACAAAAGUCAUUUCGCUGCAAGUAGUUUUGAUAUAGCGUGUAUCAGAUAACUUUAAAACCAAUCUAAAAGUAAUUUAUUCUUGCCUUCGUGCUAAGAGUAAGUUGAGCUGGAAUAAUAUCGUAUGGAUAUAGUUUAAAAUGUAGUAAAUCGACUACACUACAAUAGCUUGCAAUGUAGCUCAAAAACCGGAAAAUUAUGGGUUUGAAACCUGUUGGAAUCGCAUGGUUUUUCUUUGCACUACACUUGAUGAUGAACAUUACAUCUUUGUAAUAGAGUGUUUUGUGUAAAUAAUACCAUUGGUCUUUCAUUUUGUUUAACUGAUUUUCUUCAAUUAGCUUAAAAUCCUCAAAAUCUCAAGGUUUGGAUUGGUCGGGGCAUGACCCAUUAAUUUUCUUUCAAGUGGCUGGGUUUUAUUGUUUUUGUAUAAGUGCUUUAUAUUUUAGGACUCUGGUGCUGUUAACAUGUUCGGUGAUGUAGUUGAGGUAAAAUGUACCCGACUUUUAUACUUGGAUUGAUAAUUUGUUGUUCUCUGACUGCCUACAGAAUUCAUUCGGCGGCGGUGGUGCUUCACUUGCUUGGUCUACCAAGUUCCGCAGUGAAACAGACCUGGUUUUCAGAAAAGGAUCUGGGGCUGAGUGAGUAUUACUGAACAACUGCAGUGUUUUGGUUUAUGGACCGGAAUUAUUUAAUUAAUUAUUUACUGGAAUUAUUUACUCAGAAAACCGCGAGGGGCAGAGGAAAGGUCUCCUUCCUCGGCCGUUUUUAGUGUCGUCACGCAACGCUCCUCGCCAUCCCAAGGAGGAGAGAUUGCUCGCAGGCUACAACUGUGGUGUUUUGGUUUAUGGACCUGAAUUAUUUACUGUCAAACUCAGAAAACCGUGAACACCUGAAAAAUUUCAGGAAUGUUGAUUGUGUACUGGCCAAUCAAAAUAAUGUUCAGGAUACGCAAGCAAACCUCAAAACCACAAACUAAAUACCGUUGUUGUUUGCGGUUUAGUUAUAUCGCGCCUUAUUGGCUUAUUUCUCGCAACACAAUAACAUUCCAUAAAUAUUUCUGGUGUUCACGGUUUUGUGAGUUUCACAGUAAGUGCUGUUGCUAGAAGCUAGGAACAAGCUGACUUGUUGUUCAAAGUCGGCAAAGUCGGAAGAGUCCCAGUAGAGAGCCAUCCAUUUCUUUCAUAACAGAGGUGAUUCAAAAAGUUCAUAUCAGAAGUUAUCAAUGAAUAUGACUAAAAGUUUUGUGUCUCAUUAGUUUCUCAGAUUUCUGGGUCUAUGUUCCUGGAAUAACAGGAUCAGCCCAUCAAAAGUACAAAGCAGUUAAUUGCAGUACAACUCCAGUUUUCUCCUCGUGGGCCGGUUGGUUGUUAGCGUGAAAAAGCUAGACUGGACACUAGAAAUUCCCAGCCUAUUACUUUUUCAAUAAAAAUUCUCGACGAAAUUUUAGACUUUUCUAGAAGAAACCCUCGUAUUUCUAGACCAUGCCUCAGAAACGGGCCACACACACCAAUGUAUCUCAUGUAUGAGAGUUCCUAGGGAGCUUUGUUACAAAUCUCAAUCUUUUAAUUCUUACAAAGUUUCCAACCUUUCUAUUCUGAGUAAAUGACGGUAACUUCUUUUUCUGCUUUAUUGUCUAACAAAUUUAGAAUCAAGUAAAUACUGACUAUUAACUAAGUAAGUAAACCAGUAGUCAUUCUGUGCCGAUUUUGUUGUUGCAGAUUUCUACAUUCUGGAUUGUGGUCAAAACUGUUAGUUAACACCAAAAAUAAUUCUCUGACACUUAAAGUGUACCUACUAACACACUGCACUGCACCUUUGUAGUAUCAAAUCAUUUUUUACGUUUCUUGGAAGCUGCCCACCUACCCCUCCCCUAAGCCAACAUUUUGCCCUGAGUGAGAAGUAGGUGUUAAUGGUGGCUUAAGGGAGGGGUAGGUGGGCAGUUUCCCAGAAACGUGUAGUGCCGUAGUAUCUUGGUUUUGGGGGCGGGAACAAUCACCAGAUGACAUAAUAGAAAGGAAUGAAGAGACACUGAUAAUAUCCACACCUCGACAUAAAGUUGAACCAACAAUAGUUUUCGCAACAUCGAGAACCAUCCGCCUAUUUCUUGAGAUAAUUCAUAUCUUUUGUAGAAUUUGUGUGGUCUUAAGUUUUUUUGGACCUUGACUUGAUUGACCGUGAUUGACACUUACUGAGAGUUGGGAGUGACUACUUAUUACCAAUUCAUUGUAGAACAGAUUUCAGUUGCGAGUUGCAAUGUUAGUGCGAGAUUGUUUGCUUUGGUUUUGUAUCGGUAUGAGGUUUGAUUGACAUAAAAGUUUUGCGCCGUUUCCUCGACCAUUCAGAAGCUAGUUGUUCAAAAGGUGGAAAAGUGGAAAUUAACGUGCACGAGAAAGGGGAACGCGUCUUUAACACGUACGCAGGUGGUUACUAAGCUUUUAAGUGCUUAGGAAACUUCACAAGUGCUUCCAUAGCUUUAGUGUACAGCUGCAGCGUUUGUCAUUCGUCGAAUUUUGAUUUUUUUUUUGGGACGUACGCUAUGGCGGGUACAAAGUCGUGCUUGGAAAAUUUCAUUUCAUUAAAUCAGUCGUUUUGCUUCUCAACGUGGAUUGUAUUAAAAACCUCUAAAUUGUUAUCCUGAGUGACGUUUGUAUCAGUUUCCUUUGAUAUCAGCGUAAACCUUGGGAAGCUUCGUCGUGAGACACGAAGUAUAGUCACGUUUCAACUGACACGUUUUAGAGUGAUCUAGCAACAAAACGGGAACGUCAGUUGACGACGGAAAAGCGCACGGAAAGGACUGAACGCGACUUCCGGUGUACAAUUUGCCGCCAUAGGUCAAACUGGGCGGAUUUGCGCGCGCAGUCGUAAUUUAAGCGCGCGCUAGCUUUUCCAUUGUAUACCCACUUAGGAAAUAGCAAAUGGGUAAUUGACCAAUCAGAGCGUGCGUUUUCGUGGCCGUUAUGAUUCGCCAUAGUAAUUUACAUUUUGCAGUCAUUCCGCACUUACAACGACAGAAGUGUUUUCAUGUCUGCUGCGUUUGUAACAGUACAUGUAUUGCUAGUCAGAAUAAGGGACAGGGAUUUUUUAUUGAAAGUUCAAGGCGCACUCAAAAGGUGAAUUGUAGUGAAAAGAUUGUCUUGUAGAACCACUAGAUAAGAACUUAUCAUUAGAUUCUUAUCACUAUACUUAUUCUCAUAAACACUUUGUUCGCUUUUGCUCCACAGUGAAGAGUCGUUAAGCCGGCAACUUGAGGAAGCAAGGUAUGGUAUUCUGUUUGGUAGAUUAACUGUCGCUCCUAACUGUAAUCAGUCACAAAUUUCCUUACAUCAAUACGUGUUAUAGAAGGGCCAUCAGUAGUGGCACAUUUUUGUUGGGGCUUAUUACUAGAAGGGUUCAUUUUCAGUCAUCAUGGUGGGACACCUUUACACCACUGAUUUAACCCUUUCCGUCCUAGUCCAUGCAAUGACGAAAUAGUUUGUCAUUUGGUUGUUCACCAUUUUCAAAACUUUUCUGGAAAAUCCGGUUGGAAAGUAAAUAAAGCACGACUUUUUGGAUCGUUUCGGUGGAAAAUUUCCGGGAGUAACGAAACGUCUGAAAAGGUAGUCCUGUUUUUCCGGUCGGAAUGUCCCAAACGGAAAUUCGUGUUCGAUUUCUUCAAAGCCAUCUUUGAUCAGUACCAGUUUCAGCCUUUUGCGGCAGUUUUUCGGUAAUUGUAACUGAUUAGUGCACAUGGUAAACGCGAUUUCGGGACGAAAUUUACCAGUCUUGAAUUUUGCUCACCCGCUUGUCAUUUGCCUAAACCAUGAACCGACCGGUUUGCCCUUGUAAAUGGUAAACAACUUCUAACGUUUAAAUCUGUAGAAGAAAUCCCAUGAUGUUGCCAUUCAAAUGAAACCUCUUGAGAGGUACUAUCACAUGGUACUAUUUAUUUAGGAUGUAGUUCUAACUUUUGAGUCUGUGGAUGGAAUCCUAUGAUGUUACCAUUCAAAUGAAACCUCUUUUGUAGAACGUUUGCACUGUACUAUUAAGAUUUGACAGAAAGAAACUUGAAUGGAUUUUUUGUGAAUUUGUUUUCCUUUGGUCUGUAGUAUAGGUUUGAAAUGGUUAAGUCACCACGUAAAUCUGAUGCACAACCUGUGGAGAAUUCAGACCUCUUAUUCGAUGUUACGUCAAUCUAGACGGCAAGACGGUACCAUAGCAAAUAGGGGUAUCAGGACGAGUACUAACUCGUUUUUGUUUUUUUAGAAAUGAAUUAGAGAAGCAGAAACAACUUGAGGCUUUGAGAAUCGAGGAGGCAAAGUAAGUCUUUCGAUCGUUUAGUACUGUGUUUGACUGUGUCGAAUUAAUUUCUGUUUUCCGCUGUCGGUUUAGAUCUGUUAUCUUUCAGUUUUCAAGGAAACUGGUGCCACCUACUUCACUACUGUCGAUUUGUUAGCGCGCAGGCAUUCUUGUGGUUUCAUCGGAGCAUUUAACCUUUUAGUACCAAAAGUGUCCAGCAUCAAUUUUGCCCAAAAAAUUUCGGUACAUAAUCAAUAGAAAUAAAUAUGAGAUUUUUGAAAAUCAUUGCUGCUAGCAAAUUCUCUCAACCAAUUAUUCAGGGAAAUGUAUGGAGAUUUGUUUGUGGAUAUUUUUCAGCUUUUGAAUAUACGUUUUGUUUGGCCAGGGUAAUUAAUUUUCAGUGGUUUGGGCUUGAUAAUGGUGAGUUUCAAUUCGCACCGUGAAGUCUGAGGAGGAUUCUGUCGGCCAAUGUUUAAGAGUGUUUUUUUGUGUGUUUGUUUCUCUUUCAGAGCGGAUUUUGCAUCACAGAUACAAGAAGAAUCCAAACGACUCAAUGAAACAAGGUAAGAAAUUGUGAUGUUGCGCUGCAGCCGAGGAUAUCUCAGAGUAAACGCAAAAGAAAAUGAAGUUCGUCGUGUAAAAGAUUGUUAACGUGUCUUAAUUUGAAUCUUUCAUGGUAGAUCAUCAUGUUCCUUAGAUCGGGUUUUUUUUUAUUCCUUUGUUGUAUAAUCACUUAUUUUUAUCUAUCAUUACUCAUACAAGAAAUUUUCCCGUAAAGCCAAGAGGAAGAAUUUAAAAUGAAUUUUAGUAGGGAAAGUUGAUAAACACAAUGAAUCAUUGUAAAUAUUUCUAGUUUCAAUACAUUAACGAAAGCCUUGAUCUGAAGACAAAGUUCUCUGUCCUAAUACUUCAGGAGUUUUCUUAUAUGAAAACAUCAUGAUUUAACUUUCUAAUAGAGCACUAAAACAACUCCUUCAACGGAUUUCAAUAUUACCGUGAAAAGGGGAGAAAAAAAAUCAACAGAAAUUUGAAAGCAUCAACUGAGUGUAAACAAAGUUUCAACAGAAUGAUUAUUAUUUUUGAUUUUAGUAUCACCUGUCGUGAAAUCAACCUGGGUGAACUGUAGUCCACUUUUCCUCUGUAAUAUUGCGCGUUAUGUCUUUUCCGUUGUUAAAGUAGUAUAGAGUUUUUUUUUACAGUAGAUAAAUGUCGAGAAAAAAGACAAGACACAGUUAUCAUCAUCAUGUCACGGGGUGUAGAAAAAGUCCCUGGCAGAAUUCGAAUCUAUGGCCUCAAAAUAUGAGGCUUGUUACAUAACUUCUCUUGAAAUUUGAAUUAGGAACUACCGGAACUACCGCCAAAAAAUCUAUUUUCUUGCACAAUUGCAUUUGCCGAUGGUAACCCAGCUGAAAUUUUUCUUGGGAGCACAAGACAAAAUUGGAAAAUGUGAAGAGGCUGUUAGUAGCACCUUUGAUAAUAUUUGUGAAUGUAACCGGCAAUUUAAGCAAUUGAAAUUUUAAGUUUGGUCUUGAAUACCUUAACCAUUGGACUGUGCUAUUUGUAUUUUCAGAGCUGAACUUGAACGCCAGAGAAGGCUGCAUGCUAUGGAAGUACAGAGUGUCGAAGAAGCAAGGUUUGUUGAUGCCCAGUGUUUUUAUUACAAGAAAGUAAAAUUUCAAACCCCAAUAUUUAUCUUUCAUACCUCGGUCUAAGAGCUUUUUUGAAUACGUUUUAUCCUUGGUGAUGUACGCAUUCAUCAUCACAAGGAAAAAGAGAAAAAAAAAUGAGCCAAAGAUAAAAUCGAACAAAAACCACAGCCACAAUGCUCUACCAAUAGGGGAUUGAAAAACUGAACAUUUGGUCUUAAUAAAAUAUCUACCCCGUUUUCGGCUAGUAACGUUACUCGACCUUACGAAACUGGCAACGGGAAGAUGAAAAGCCUCGGCGAAACGUCGAACUUUUCCUGAGACAAACCAAACUUAGUGAGUUAAGUUCAUGGAAAGUUCGACGUCUGGCUCAGUUCAUCUGAAUGAGUGUGGAUCGUCGAACACGUUCUGUUCGUCUACUUUUGACAAAUCGAACGUCUGAAGAUCGUCUCUGGGACAAACGUCUACCUUCAGAUGCGACGAACUAAACUAAUAAAUUAAAUGUUUUUUUAUGAUAAUGUAUUAUUUAGCCUCAUUCGGGAGAAAAUUUAUUAAAAUUGCUGUUUGGUCUGAUUCAGUUGAUCGGUUCGACGCGUUCUAUACUAAGUUCGACGGAUCUGACCCAGCAGACGAUCUUAACUUAAUCUAGCCGGUCAGCCCAAAUUACAGUUUGGUUCGUCUCAUGAAAAGUUCAACGUUUGGCCUAGGCUUAAGAGUGAUGAAAUUUGAAACAGCGCGAAUUCACUUUUAAAGUGACGUUGUCGCUGCCUCUGCUGUUGUCGUCGUUGCUACCUAAGCUCCCUACUAACGGCUCGAUUGACGACUCUCACGGGACUUUGCGACUCGAGCAGACGGCUGAAAUUCAGGCUAACUUUAUAACGAACAAUCUGGAGUCAAUUUAUAGGGAACCUCCACUUCAACAAAAAGAUAACUUUAAAUCACAGGAAAUAACUGUUACAGUCAAGUCAAUCUAAAAUAUUUUUAAAGAAAGCGUUUGUAUCCGAAAGAAAUAACUUUUAGAUUCGCCUAUUUUUGUUUUCAAAUUUUGCGGGCGUCGCCAUCUUGAAUAAUUGUGACGUGUAAUGGUUGCCCUAUUGUUAUUAAACAAAAGCUCUUUGUGUCAGAACAAUAGAGCAACCGUAACACGUCACAAUUUUUCAAGAUGGCGGCGCCCGAAAAAAUUUGAAAGUGAAAAUAAGCGAUUUUAAAAUUCACUUUUCCUGAUAUUAAGACUUUUUUUAAGACAAAUUUCGAACAAAUUUGUUUAUCAACAUAAUUUUAUUCGAUUUAAACUUAUUCUGUAGUAAGAGUGGAGGUUCCCUUUAAUAACACUUGCACGGUAAGUGUAAUUUACAAGUCAAGCAAUUGUUUUAGAGUCUGAAAACACUAACUACACUUGUGAAAGUUUUAUUAAAUUGACCCUUGAUAUAACAAAGAUAUUUUUCCCGGUCCCCUGGUAUUUAAAGUUCUUUAUAGCGGCGUACAGCUGACAAGAUUCUUUUUUCUUUGAAAGGAAAAAAGUGGAAGAAUUAAACGACAAACACAAACAAGCCGAACUCGAAAGAACUGCAACUGAAGCUGAACUUACUAAAGAAAUUGAAACUCGUGAAAAAGAAUUAAAAUCCCAGAGAGAACAAGUUGAUAAACUUCGAGAUGAUAUCGAGAAAAUGAAUCGAAAAGCGGACCAAGAGUUGUCGGAUUUGAAGAAAGAAAUUCGAAAACAGAAAGAGGAAGAAUUAUUGCGUUUGAAUGAAAACAUGAAAAACAUUAUGGAUUUGGAAGAAGAGCGAGAUAAAACGAAGUUGCAGGCUAUGAAAGAACGCGAGGAAUUGAAAGAGAAAUGGAAAACAGAAUCCGAAAAAGUGAAAGUUCAACGAGAUGAAUUGAAGGAAAAACAACGUGAGUAUGAAAAGAAUUUCAACGCUCUUGAAGAAUCUCGGCGGGAGGCCAUGUUGGAAAUUGAAGAAUUUGAACUCGAGAAAUCUCUAGUUUUGGAAGGAAUUCGAGUUAAAGAACGCCAACUAGAGGAAUUGAAAGCCGAAAGAGAAGCGGCUUUAAAUAUCGCGAAUAAUGAUAUCAGUAAACGACGCGAAUUGCUGGAACUCGAAUUUUUAGAAGAAAAACAAGUUUUAAAGGAAGAAAGAGCUUAUCUUGAAGAUCGGAUCCAUGGCUGCGAAGCUCUUAUGGACAUUGCCGCUGACAAUUUAGCAGAAAAGCAAAACACGCUUGAGAUUAGGACAAAAGAGGAACACGUAAAAGUUGAAGAAGCAAAGCAAAAGCUAAGAGAGAUGGAAGAACAGUUGGGCUUAAGAAUCGAAACAGCGGAGAAUGAGAUUGCCCGGAAGAAGUCAGAUUACCAGGAAAAGGCAAACAAGCAGAGGGAAGAAAUCCAGAAAUCAAAAGACUUUUUGCAGACGAGAGUAAAAGAAUUGAAUGAGCUUACGCAAAGACUUGGAGGUUGUGCGGGAGAGCAAAAACUACAGCUUGAAAAAGAAAUCGAGAAAAUGACAGAAAAAGUUAACUUAGAGAAAACUAGACUUGGGUCUCUAGAGGAGGAAGAACAGACAACAGCAGAGAAUUUUGAGAGAGAAAUGGAGGAAGAUAUGAAACUUUUAAAGGAGAGAAAACAUAAACAAAGAGAGGCAAUUGAAUUAGAAAGGUUAAAUCUUGACGGGCUUGAAGAUUUUAAGCGACAAAAACUGGAAACCGAGGAACAGGAGUUUAAAGAUGCCCAAGAGCAAUAUAAUCUAGCUAAAAUGCUUCUGAUCGAAUCAAAGAGGAACUUGACAGAUCUUGAACAAAGACAGAACAGAUUUUCCACAAAGGUUGAGGACGGACUGCUACGGUUGUCUAAAGUUUUAGAAGGAGAGCUCGUGUCUCAAGGAAAACAGGAUGACAUGUAUCAGUUAAGAGAACAUAAACUUUCCUUAAAAGAAAUCGACGUGGAAGGCAAGAUAAAAUUAACAGCACAACAAGAAAAGCUAUCCGCGGAAACUGAAAAGCUGUUGACUUUGAGGAAAAAUCUAAAUUUCAUGCUCGAAGACACGGAAAAGGCGCAAGAGAAAGCCGAGGCUGACCUUUUUGAGUUACAACAUCGGUUUGUUCGUGACAGAGAAGAGGAGAGGACGACUAGAGAAGCUAUGGAAGAGAGUCUGAGAGACAUAGAAGAAGAAGCGACUCUUUCACGAAGUCUAACCGAAAGGGAGAUCGGAUCACCGACGACUGUGAGCUUGUUAUUAGCUCACGAAAAACAAAGGUGAGUAGUAACUUUUACCGUAGAGGGGCUUGCGGGGGAGCUAGGUCAGCUAGUAGAGUAAAUCCCCGGAUGGACCAAUACCCAGGGUCUCAGUGAUGAAAUUACUGAUAAAGAAGGUACUGUUUUGUCACUGUGUGUAACCGAGCGGUUAACACCUCGAACUCCGGAUCUGUAAGUACGGGGUUCAAGCCUCGCCCGUCGCGUUGUUUCCUCGGAAAAGGAACUUUACUCCACUUUGUCUCUCUUCACUUAGGUGUAUAAAUGGGUACCGGCGACAUACUGCUGGGGGUAACCCUGCGAUGGACUAGCAUCCCGUCCAGGGGGGAGUAGCAAUACUCCCAGGCAUGUUUCAUGCUAAGGAAACCGGGAAAAGCUCCGGCCGUUUGGGCCUUUGGCUCGUGUGCACCUUAACAUUUACUUUAGCCUCUUAUCUCUUGACAGGAUCAAAGCGGAAAUGGAAGUGAAGUUAAAAGAGCUUGAAGAACAUAAGAAUCGCGAGGUUGAAGAGAUGAGACUCGAAAAACAAGACAUCUUGACCAAACUCGAUGUGGAGAAACGUGACCUGGAACGACAAAAAGAAGAACUGGAGGCGACAAUUCACAGGGAAAAGAUAGAGCUUGAUAAGGAACGAGAGGUUUUGGAAAGAGAAAAACUGGACGAGAUUGAAGGAAUUAUACGGGAAAAGGAAAAUGAGAUUGAAGAAUUGAAAGAGAAAGCGCAGCAUGAAAUCGACGAAUUGCGAGAUCGGCUGGAUGAAACAGAAAGGUCAGUAGAGUUUGUUGAAAUGUAUUACUUUUCUAAGUUUGCUACCUUACAUUACAAUCAUGCGUUUCUUUUAUUAAACCACGUUAGCGUUAUAUCCCUUGCAAUGCGCGCACUACAUUAUCUCACCUUGGGCCGGUUGUUCGAAAGACGGGCUACCCUAACCCUAAAAUGUCUAUCACUCGUCUGAACUGUGUCCAUAUCUUCUCUGUUGUUUUAAGUCAGAAAACAACAAGUCAGGUAUUUUGGUUUAGACAUACUUCUAUUAUCUUUUAACCUGAGGUUAGUUAUUUAACCUACCUAGCUAGCAGGGUUAAAUUUAACUCGAGGUUUGAACACUAAAACACAACAAACCUGUGAUUAAAAUUUAUCCUCAGGUUAAACCAAUUUAACCCGAGGUUAGGAUUUAACCUGCUUUCGAACAUCUGGGCCCUUGUCUUAUAGCGUCGUAUCGGAUCAAGUCAGUCAAGUUCAAACCUUGGGAAUCCCAGGUGGAGAUCAUAUGAAGGCAAUGAAAAAGCGUCGUCGACUUAAAAUUUGUCCGGCUUCGCCAUUUUAGUAUGAGGUCAAUUGUUCUGGCGGGCCUUUAAUUUCGAUUUUCUUUUUUGAAAUCGCGAAUGCUAGUCUGUUAGCCUUCCUUCUACUUUCUUCUCUAAAUUUUCGACCCUUUUUAUUCAUCUUAGGGAGGUGGUGUUGCUUCAAGAAAAGUUGUCCGCUUACAAUACUUUUGUGGUAAGAAAAAUGUUUUGCUGUCGUUAUUUCCUAGUAAAUUCUCUUACUCGUAGUGUUAAGCCAUGCAUAGGAGAAUGUCUACUGUGAUGUUAUUUGGACGAAGGCUUUUACUUUUACUGUUGUCUUGUUGUUGUUUUUGUCGUUUUGUUGUUGUUGUUUUUAUGCUGUUGCUGCACAUUAAAGGUGAUUUAUAUCUUUGAGUUGUGGAUUUACUCUAAUAUCCUGGCGAUUAACCGUUCAAAUAUUAGUUACUUAACAGUCCCUUAUUGUGGAUGUGUCAGUUCUAGUAGUUUAGAAAGUCAAGUUUGCGACAUGCGACUUGCUUAUUUUUUUCGUCGUUUUGUUUUAUUCAGGUUCCAAACGGUCACGAAGAGGACGAACUCGCUGAUGGAGAAGUCAUGAAUUACAUGUGUCGAGAUGAUGAGGUAAUGAAAGAGAACCUUUACUCUUACAACUGUUUGAUCUUAAAACUUCUUUCGAACAACAAGAACAAAAUCAGAAUUUUUUUUCCAAAGUGCGAAAAGAAUAUUUUAGAAAACCAAAUGAUACGAAAAUGCGCGCCACCGUUUUGAAUUUUGUGACGUCAAUUAGUCGCUACGAACCAUUGUUCCAUGCCAAAGAACAUGUAGCCUUCCACAAUGCAACUCGAAAAAGUCAUAGUUGUUCAAAUGGAAACUCGCCAAAAGUUUAAAGCAAAACAUUGACAUAAGUAUCUUAUUUCUGAUUAUUUUCCUUGGACAUUAGAAUUCACUUCUGAUAAGCUGACGUCAAUUUGUUAAAACAGUGGGAAUCCGUGAUUACAAUAGCAAGGAAUGCUACUCUAGGAAAUAAAACAAUUCGUGCUCUUUUAAACUACUCGUAUUUGUUCCAAAACGUGAACAAUAUAAUGCAAGGUUUUGUGACGGACGUGAAUUUAACGCGGUCGAUUUUCCUUUCUGUCUGUUAUUCUUGGUUUGCAACCACGUGACAAGGCGGCCAUGUUGGGGGUCAAAACAAAAGAAUAUUUCCUCGAAGAAUUUACAUGAAAAUAGAGUUUAGUUCCCAGAGGAGAGAAGUGCUUUUGUUCUUGACCACCAACAUGGCCGCCGUGACGUCACGUGCAAACCAGCAAUACAGCUAUUUUAUAAAACUAGCGUACCUAAUAAGUAAGGGAGUGCUGCCCUAGUGUUAAUAUAUGCCACAGACACAUUAAAAACGAGGAUUUCAACUAACCUCAACGAACUUCAUGCAACAACAAGCCAGCGGAGGUCGUUAUAUCAAAGCAAUGGGUGUGCAAGGAAUUGCGGUAAAAAUCCGGUGCAUUGUGGCUUAAAAUCCAGAUGCAUCAUGGGUAGAAAUAGAAAAUGUUGGUCCCUGUACAGAUUAGGUCUGCUGCCUUGCUCGCUCGCCUCAGGCGCGCUGGCGCGGCAGCAAUCGGUGAAUUUUGACCUCUGUAUCUUUAUAUCUUACAGAGCGAGUUUUAUGGAAGCAAUUUAAGCCUGACCGAUUCAGUGACUCCGCCUGUUAUCACCCCUCCCCCCACACCAGUUAAUCGCUUUCUGGCUUCUGUGAGCUCCAGCAAACGGAACCAAAUCCACGUGUGUAUCCCGCGAUACAUCCUACGGGGCCUGGGGCGAGAUUCCUAUCACGUCUUUGAAGUGAAGGUAAAGCAUUUUUUCGCAUUGUUUUUGUUCUUUGUUGUUGUUGUUGCCCUCUUGUACCGAUAAUCUCUCCGUAUUGAGUGCUAUCAGCCAAUCCCUUCGUCAUUUCCCUUAUAGUUAAGUGUAAGUGAUUGAAAUGAUUAAGUACCCUCUUGUAACGAUAAUCUAUCAGUAAUGCUAAAAGACUUUGUUAUUUCCCUGUAAACGAUUGAAAUGUUAAGUUCCUAAGAAAGUGAAAGUAAGAAUAUCUGAUGAAAAUGUUUUAUUGUUUUUCCGCGUUCGUAACUCUUCUAUCCAUUAAGCUUGUUUUGUUUUGUUUUGUUUUGUUUUGUUCAGUUUUAUUUUUCGUUCCUCUGCUUUCAUUUAUUGGCCAGGCGGACCCGUAUGAAUGGUUGUAAAGAAAAGGUUGUGUGAAGUUAUUAUCGUGAUUUAGCUGUUUCAUGGCUGAGCACUAAUUUUUUUUGGAUUUCAGAGCACAGUGGGUGCUGAUACAUGGUCAGUUUACCGCAGAUAUCGGAAAUUUCGAGAGCUGCACAAGACGAUGCAGAAAAGUUAUUUCGAGGUACUGAUACUGAUGUUUUUUUUUCUCUUCCCAAACGCACAGUCCAUGGUACCAUAAACAAGUAUAAAUAAGGGGUGAGGGGUACUCGCUUUAUGCUACACAGAUACCGUAAACUGUACACCUUCCAACUUAUAAGCCCCUCCCCCCCCCUAAAAAAAUAUAGGCCCAUCUACCUGUAAACUAAUAAUACAUUCAGCUAUAAGCCAUCCCGGAUAUAAAUAAUAAAUAAAUAAUCAUCUUUAUUGAGGAAACUUUUUCAUAAAAGAUAUGGUUUUCAAAAAGGACCUCAAAACUAGAUAUAUAUUAUAAAAACAAAACAAAGCUAUAAAAUUGCAAAGGGAUUAAAAAAAUACAAAAAUGCAUAAAAAAUUAAAAAUAAGUAUAAGUAAAAAUUAAACGUAAGUAGCUAUAUCAAAAACUUAAAAACAUUACGUUUAAAACUAUUUACAUUCCUUGAGUCUUUGAUCGUCUGACUGAGGGAGUUAAAAUCGGAAACGGCAUGAUAUUGUGUUCUUUGCUUCCCCCAAUUUCUUUUGACACGUGGUAAUCUAAAAUUGCCUUUGUUACGUGUAAAACCCCUCUAGCUUACAUUGAAAUGAAUUCAAUUUUUUACGACGUGUUGAAGCUUGAAAAAGGGAGCAAAAUCAAAAAGUAUUUUGAUCAGCACCGCUAUGUAGCUUGUUUUAAAACGUUGUUUAGUCCGGAUAUAAGUCCCUCCCCACCCCACCCCCCUUCAAUUUAUAAGUCCUUCUAAAACCACUUACAAAGUUGUGCUAGUAAUAACCAAACGUUACGGAGUGCGGGCGACAACGAUCGAAGGUCAAAACGUUUUGCUUUAUCACUGUGCUACUGUGCUCUGCGUAAGCUUCACGUGAGAGAAAGUCAGAACACGCGUGCUCAGAUUGAAGGUCCAAACGCGCGUGAUCAACUUGAAAUUGCGUUCUGAGCAUUCCAUUCAUUCUUAGUGGAAGUCCAAAUGAAUGCUGGCUACAUACAUGCGACGCAUGCGUAAUAACAACCUGGAGAUUAGGAUUGCGGGUUCUUCUUGUCGCCCACAAUAGGCCCAGGGCUGACAAGAGAAGCUUCUCAGUAUCUACACGUUUCUUUUAGUAAACGUCUUAGUGUGAAAAGUAAGGCGGUAUUCACGGGCCCGGGAAACUUUUAACGACUGCCACUGCACGCAUUUGUGGCUCUAUUUUUACUAGUAUAUAAAAUACUUUGGCAGAGAUACUGUUGUUUAUAACUUUGUAUUAUGCGAAUUUAUAGUUUGGUAGCGGUAGUUAGUGUUUUCUCUCCUCCCCCGGACGUAACUCCAACCUCUCUGUUUCAGCUUACACUUUUUACUCCUUUACGAUUUAGAUUGGUGCUCUAGAUUUUCCUAACCGACGGUUUUUCGGCAACAGAGCUGAAGAAUUUGUAAGAGCUAGAAGGGCGCAACUUGAGGUAAUGUGACGUAUACUCUGUGGACGUCUUUAGUACGUUUACCUUAAGUCUAGUGUAGUAUCCUUGUUGUUUGUCUGGUAUAUUGACAGAGCACUAACGGUUGGUUGCCUCUACAUAAAUGUGGAAGGCCCGUGUCGCAAGCUCAAUCACGCUACACUGUUAUAGCACUACUUGGCUUUAAACGUCUUGUUGCCAUGUCAAAUUCAAUACAGCUCAUAAUAUAUCAUAAACUGUAGCCUGUGUAACCAGCGGGAUUUGUAAUUUUUGUUCAUUGAGAAGAAUGGAACGAAUCUCGCAAAGCAAGGCGGCUCCACCGUCAAAAAGCACUUACCCACGAUUCGCCAGCUAAGCAGACGCUCAAACCAUGUUUUGUUCAAGUUUUCUGCUCUCUUGUAAGUCAGUCAACCUAAGGAUUUUCUGUGUUAUUUUUCAGGCGUAUCUUCAAUCGUUCAUUGGACUGUGCUCCAAAAUCCCAGAUUGCCCGAUUUCAGCCAUGACUAACAGAACGCUGACCAAAAGGGAUCUGUGUGACUUUGCUCCGUUUUUCAAGCAAGGCAUCUUCGAGCAAACUAAAGCCUAUUCGGGAUAAUUCUUAAAUAGCCUACGCACUUCUUUCUUUUGACAUCUCUCGCUUGCUUCGAGUGGAAGAAGAGAAGAUGUGUAACACGGGCUAUCGGUUUCGGUACGAUUCAAGCUACGAAAAGCCUAAAGGCAUAGCAUUAAGUAAUAAUAUUUAAAAGUUAUUCGUAAUUACCGUGUCAGUCAACUGAAGGAAGCUGUUUAACACUUUUUUGGGGAACGCCUGGCCUUGUAAGGCCAUAAUAAAAUGAUAUAAAUAAAAAUUACAAAAUUAUAAAAUGGCAUAUUAUAACAAUCUUGGUAUAAGAAGUUUGGAAAAGUGUAAUGUAGAUUCACACAUUUUGUGGAAAGUUUGUAUAUUUUUCAUGCGUUAUUGGAAAAAUAACUGCGUUUUACAAUAGCGUGACAUAUAAAUGUCGGAUUUCAUGUCACACAAAAUUUGUCACGCAAUAUAUAGACGUCGAAAAUAUUCCCCCGUGGUUUUCUAAUUGAGUGACUUACGGUUUUAUAUUUUAAACUAAGACUACAAUGAUAGUGUUAUAGAUUUUGCAAUUUCGAAUAUUCAGGCAAUGAACAGAUAACAUUAACAAGUGGAACAAAUGAUAUUUUGCCGUUGAUAAAUGAUAGUGCAAAUUCUAUUUAUUUAUGUAAGGAGUGUUAUAGUAUAUAGCGGAAUAUUUUGCGUAUUUAUAAAUACUGGCUCGCUAGACAAUGAUUGUCACGAAUAAAUUAACUGGAAUUAAAACUAGUCUUUUUAAAAAUGAUAUAUAGUGGAAAGAUAAAAAUCGCUGUGUAACUGAAAGAGUCUGGGGACAACUUUACCCGAGUUUGUUGAGUUCCGAUCAUUUGUCCGCCAGUGGGCCAUUUCCGAGUUCUAAAACUCUCAUUUUCAAAACGAGGCUACAAUAGCUUCACAAGUAGCCUCGCUUUGAAACAGAGGCUCGAGGCAACUCGAAAAUGGCCAUA
Molecule: messenger RNA, 32099 nt
Organism: Porites lobata
Lineage: Eukaryota; Metazoa; Cnidaria; Anthozoa; Scleractinia; Poritidae
Source: the annotation of a GenBank genome assembly